UGAGUUCAUUUCCAUGGCAACGUUUUGCGUUGUUGGUUGUCAUGAGAGUGGCUUGAGAAAGCUUGCGCCUCGAUGCCUCUCUCUCAGAAGGUGACCAUUCGCUAUGGCCCAUAUGAGUCGUGCGGGGUGGUGGACUACAGGACCUCACGGCUGAUCGGACUUAAGACAAUGUUAGAAGAUAAUGGUCACUCCUGGGUUGAAGAACAAUCUCCUGACUGGAAUAUUGUGGAACUUGUUGUGAAUGGAGAAGUUGUCUUCACAUGUAACAUAACAGACCUAGAUUUCGGAUUCAAGUCAGAAUAACUGAUGCCAAGAUUAGGGAAGGCAUUUUUGUUGGCCCACAAAUCAAACAGAUCAUCAAUGACAGACAAUUCACAGAACCGCUAGUGGGACUGGAAAAAAUCACAUGGAAGGUAUUCAAGGAUGUUGAACAUUUUCUUGGCAAUUACAGAGCACCAAACUACGUGCAGCUGGUUGACAAUGUGCUUCGAGAACACAAAACCAUGAAAUGCAACAUGUCACUGAAGAUUCAUUUUCUGCAUUCCCACUUAGACUUCUUUCCUGAAAAUCUUGGUGCUGUCAGUGACGAGCACGGUGAAAGGUUUCACCAGGACAUUGCAGUCAGCGAGAAAUUAUAUCAGGGCAACAGGAAUCCAUCAAUGCUGGCUAAUUAUUGUUGGAUACUUAAGUGAGUAGUCUCAGACACUGAGAACAAAGGAAAAUCAUCAACAAAACAUUUUGAUUUUCAUUGACUAUUGCAAAGCAUCAGCACUAUUAUGCAAUUAAACACAUUAAAUUCAAGAAAAGUUAAUUUCUUGUUUCUCCAAAUUCCUACAUGAUACAAGUUGUCUGAAAUUAUAUUUGUGUUCAGCCUCAAGCGGUCCAUCAUAAGCAAAAAAAAUUUCUGGGGAAACAAUACUUCUGAAAAAAUUGUUGUCCAGUGAUAUUUGAUAUCUUUUCUAAGCCUGUUUAAAUUGUGCAAAUACUGUAUUCAUACAAAGUUUGCCAGAUAGUUGAGGUAAAAGUAUAAAUUACUACUUUUUCUGAAUUGAACUGUUGCAUUUGAUGCACAUUUUGGCUUAAUUCCUGUCAUUUCUGAUGUGGUUCGUAUGGAUUGUCCUUUUUGAGGCAUUUAGAUAUCAGUUUUGGUCUGUCCACAGGAAAACUGUGACAAAGCACGACUGAGAAUUGAGUUCUGCCACAGAUGACUGCAGAGGCAUAGUCUUUGUAAAGAGAGGUUGAUGGAUUCUUGAUCUAUAAGGGCAUCCAAGGUUAUGGGGAGAAGGCAGGAGAGCCUGUGGCUUAACCAGCAUGAGCUUCCUCAUUUUCUAGUUGUUUGUUUCAUUUAAUUCAGUAUAAUUUUAUUUCAUUCUAACUGACUGCAUCACUGCCUGCUAAGGUGGGGGGGGGGGGGGCGGGAGCUACUGCACAGGAUUGAAAUAAGCCUCAGAGAGCUGUAAAAUUAGUCAGCUCUAUCAUGGGCACUAGUAGUACCCAGGACAUCAUCAAGGAGUGAUGCCUCAAAAAGGCACCAUCCAUCAUUUAGGGCCCUCACCACACAGGACAUGCCCUCUUCUCAGGAAGGAGGUACAGAAGCUUGAAGGCAAACACUCAGCAAACAGGAUCAGCUUCUUUCUCUCUGUCAUCUGAUUUCUGAAUCAAUAUUGAACCCAUAAAAGAACCCCACCAUUUCUUUCUUUCUAUUUUUGCACUACUUAUUACAUAUACAUUAUAAAUAAAAACUGUAAUAGUUUUUUCCUAUUUUGCCUAUUAUCAUGUAUUUCAUUGUACUGCUGCCACAAAGUUAACAAAUUUCAAGAAAUAUGCCAGUAAUAUUAAACAUGAUUCUGAUUCUGACACAGAUUUUUACUUACCCAUACUAAAAGUCACAUUCAUUACAUGUGACACCCAAAAUGCUGGAGAAACUCAGCAAGCCAGGAAGCAUCUAUGGAGGGGAAUAAAUAGUCAACAUUUCUGGCUGAGACCCUUCCUGAUCAGUCCUGAUGAAGGGCCUCAGCCCAAAAUGCCAACUGUAUAUUCCCAAACAUUGAUACCGUACUGCCUGAAAUGCUGAGUUCCUCCAGCAUUUUGUGUGUAUUACUCAAGAUUUCCAGCAUCUGCAGAAUCUCUUUUGUUUAUUCAUCACACGUAGUCUUGUUCAGUCUGCCAGAAAAAGCGGGAUCUCCCAGUGGCCAUCCAUUUUAAUUCCACUUCCUAUCCCCACUCUGACAAUGUCAGUCCAUGGUUUUCACUACUGUCACAAUGAGGUCAUACUGAGAAUGCAGGAGCAACACCUUAAAUUCUGUUUGGGUCACCUGCAACCUGAUGGGAUGAACAUCGAUUUCUCAAACUUCCAGUAAGGUCUCCACCUCACCCUCCUUCAUCAUUUCCCAUUCCCUUUUCCCUCUCUCACCUUAUCUCCUUGCCCACUGAUCACCUCCCUCUGGUGCUCCUCCCAUUUUCAUUCUUCCAUGGCCUUCUGUCCUCUCCUAUCAGAUUCUCCCUUUUCCAGCCCUGCAUCUCUCUCACCAAUCAACUUCCAAACUCUUUUCUUUAACUCCCCCCACCUCCUGGUUUCCACUAUCACCUUGUAUUUCAUCCUCCCCUCCCCCCACCUCUAACUCUGACUUAACAUC
Molecule: messenger RNA, 2636 nt
Organism: Hypanus sabinus (Atlantic stingray)
Lineage: Eukaryota; Metazoa; Chordata; Chondrichthyes; Myliobatiformes; Dasyatidae
Gene: c21h10orf53
Product: chromosome 21 C10orf53 homolog
Exons: 3
Coding region: 73-303 (76 amino acids)
Source: RefSeq, a predicted model, not a curated record